Molecule: messenger RNA, 11605 nt
Organism: Lymnaea stagnalis (great pond snail)
Lineage: Eukaryota; Metazoa; Mollusca; Gastropoda; Lymnaeidae
Source: the annotation of a GenBank genome assembly
CUUACACUUACGGUGAAUUAGCCCAAUCUACAGCCCUGGCUCUACCCUACACCUGCUACUCCUAGUGACACUAUACCUAGACUUUUUGUAAGAAACCCAAAGUUUAAGUAGCCCAACUUAAAGUCUUAAAGUACACUAAACUAGCCCUAGCAGUUAAGUGUUAAGUCUAAGUUAAACUUACUUGUAAUUGAUUAAUUGAUUGUAACACUACUCACCCUUGCCCUUAACCGCCUUAAACUUAAAUAUUAAAUUCAUUUUACUUUUACACUAUUACACUUCUACUUCUGGGCUGUCAAGUCCAAGUGACUAAGUCUAACUUUAUUUCUGAUUAUGUAUUGUCUUAGUCACUCUUAGUAGACACUAUUAUUACUAGAUUGAACCAACAUUAGAGUUAGAGGAGUAGGCCCUAUCAAAGACUAUAAUAAAGUUAUAAGUUAUAGGAGUAGAGUUCGAUUUUUAAAUUUAGUAAAUGGAUUUUGAUAUAAUAUACUAUAACUAUAGGCAUAGGUCUUUAAAGAAAAUUAGUAGAUGCUUACUAUUAUUAAAAUAAUAAUCUUAACACUCUAAAUUGCUAAAUAAGACAUAAAGUAAAUUUAGUUAAGGGACCAAAGUGGUAGGAGAAAUUGUGGCAUUCAAAGAAAAUUAUGGAGCAAGAAGAUAGGAAUGUAUAAUUGUAUGACUAUGACUACACAAUUAUGCAUAAAACUUCAUAAAAGAGAGCUGAUAUAAUAUUUUUAGCUGCACUUGCAUUCUACAACAUAAAUUUAUUUCUGUAUUAUGAACAAAAUUUGAAAUUGUGUGUAAGUAUAAGCUCUGCUGAAUAUAUAAAAAUCUUUUGUGUAUAUUUAUUUUUGUUUACAUUUCAGGAAUUCAAAUAAAAUUUACUAACCCUAAAGAUUCCUGACAAAAAUGUCAACUCCUAUAGAUGAUUUUAUGCUGGAGGAUGAAGAGGAAGAGUCAUGUCAUCUCCAACCGCCAUAUAGUAGUUUAAGUUCUGCAAUGGUUAGCUCUCCAACAACAGAUACAUUGGAUUCUGUGGUACUAGAGGCUUCACCCUUUGAUGAUAUUGGAAAGGUAAUUUUAAACAGAAUGUUUUAACAGAUCAGUUCCAUCCGCCAAUACUCAAUACCUCACAGUUAGCGCUACAAAAACUCUAGUCUGUGCUCUUGUUCUCUCUCAUCUUGACUAUUGCAACUCUCUUCUGUCAGGUUCACCAAAACACUGCAUAGAAAAACUGCAGAAAGUCCAAAACUCAGCUGCUAGGCAAGUUCUAAAGGCAAAAAAAUGUGAUCACGUCACUCCACUACUCCACUCCCUCCAUUGGCUCCCUAUACAGGCACGCAUUGGCUACAAGUUGUCUGUUCUCCGUCACAACUUUUUCUCGGAUUCCUGCCCUUCCUAUCUAACCGAACUUCUUUCUGUCUAUUCACCCCUUCGACAGCUUCACUCCUCCGCAGACACGCAUAUUCUGUCCAUUCCCAAGACACACACUAAAACAAAUGGUGGAUGAUCUUUCUCUUUCUGCACCCCAAACAAAAUAGAAUUCUUUGCCACUACACAUCCACAAUAUACCAACCACCCAGGCCUUCAAAACUGCACUCAAAACACAUCUCUUUAAACUAUACUACCCUGACUGAUUCCCCUCCUCUGACCGAUAAAUGAUCUUGUUGGCUGCCGUCCAUGGUUUGCUUUGUAAAAGUCCUGGGGUUCAUGCUGUUCUUUAUUUCAUAAUUGUAUUUGAUUUUAAUGUCAUGAUUAUGUCUCUUUUGAUAAUAUUUUAUGUACAGCGCGGUGAGCCAAGCCCUCGGCUGGGGUACCGCGCUAUAAAAGACCACUAAUUAUUAUUAUUAUUAUUAUUAUUAUUAAUUGCUUUAUUUACUUUUUAAAAAGUAAUUUUGUGAGUGAUACCUAAGCAGUCUGUGCCAUAUCAAUUUUUUCAAAAAGUUUUUUUAAAAAAUUUAGUCUUAGUUUACAUAACCCCCAAAUACUUUAUACACAUUGAGAAAUGCUGUUUUAAAUAACUUUGUUUACUAAGUAUAGAAAGGCAUUCUUAUUCUUUGUCUUUCAUAUAUUUUCUUUUGACUUAAAAAAUUUAGACUUAUUUGUUUUCAUGUAUCUAUUUCUUCAAAAAGCAGGAUGAUGUUGAGCAUCUUCCAUUGGAAGAAAGUGUUGAUCUAGAUCCACCAGAAGAUGGAGGAGGAAUUGAGAUAAGCACAAAGAAGGAAGAAGAAAUCAAAAUUAUGGAAGAAAAUCCAGAAGAGCCCAUAACAAAAGUGGUGUUGCAAGAAGUGAAAGCCUUGGAUUUGAAUGAAAAGGUUGGCUUCAAAUGUGUUAUUUCUAAGAUCUUUAUUUCUUUCCAUCACAUUUUAAAACAGGGAAGGAGACAAUGUGAUGUCACCUAAAGCGCAGAGAUUAUUUUUUCUUAUGCAGUGAUUCUCUAGUCUAGUUGUUUAGAUCAUUGUAGUUUAAUCGAAGUAUUUAGCACUAUUCAGACUUCAUGUAAUUGUUAAAAGGACACACACAAAUUAAUUAACUGGCUAAAUUUAUUUAAGUUACUCAAGUUGUAUAAAUGAUAAGCAAGAUGCCAAAGAUCAGUGUAAUUUAAAUAAAGAUUACCAGUUUCUUUAAGGAGAUUGCUGAAUAAUAAGUUUAAGGACAAUUGAUUCAAAUUAGAUUAUAUUUUUAUGAAAUUCAAUUUAUUACACUUUUUUUUCUUUGUAAAAAUAUUUUCAGCAAAAUAUAGGUUCAUCAGUCCGUGAUCAUGGUGAUGCCACUGCAAAUAUAAGUAGCUACUUUGCUGACUCUGGAGAUGAUAUCUUUGAUUGUCUUCGAUCUGUUAAAGAUGAAAAUCAGCUUGGUAAUGAUCUCUUCAUGUCUAUAUCCAUAUCAAAAUCAGAUGAAGACAUCAGAGUAUCAGAAAUGAAUUCUAUUGAAAUCAAAGACACAGACUUUGUUGCUACUCCCUUGUCUCCUGACAAUGAAGACGGAAUGCGAAGACAAAAUUCUUUUCUGAGGAAAAGAGAAUAUGAAGAUGAAUUUAGAGAGGCUGAAAAGUUUAAAGAAUUGGAUGUGUUUCAAAUUAAGGAUUCAGAAAUAGAUGAGAUAGAAAAAAAUGGCAAUGUCUUUGAAGAAAAGGAAAGUGAGAAUAAAGUUGAAAAUUUGACACACAUUCAACGCAGAGAGCACAAAUCUUCAACUUCAGAACCAGAAACAAUCGCAUUUGAAGGUAUGUUUUAACAACAACAAGAACUAAUAUUACUAAUAACAGACAUAUUGUCACUGUAUUUCAAUAAGUCAUAUUUUUAAAAAAAUUCAUUUUUAGCUAUUGGCAUAAAUGAAACAAACAAAAUAAGGAAUCAUGGAUUAGUGAGCUAUUAAUGUAGCAGAGACAACCGAUUUUUUUUUAGGUUGCUCAAUAUUAAAUACCCAAAUGAUGUGCACAUAAGUGCUUUUGGGGUGUGUUGUGAUGUCAGAUAUUUACAACCUCUGUUAAUAAGCUCGUCUUAGGUAUUUAUCAUAAUUUGCCUAUUUAUAGUUAUAUCUAAUUGGUAUUCAUCUUUCUAAAAAUGUGCUUUAUCCCAGGUGUGGUCGAGUCAGGAGGUACAGAGCAAGCAGAUCUACAGAUAGCUGAUUUGGCAGAGGAGGAUAUUGAAGAGUUCACACAGAAUGAUGAUAAGCCAAGCUUCAUGUCCCAAGUAUCUCGAAGUUCUGAACAUGCAGAUUCAUCCCCAGUAAUACCAGCAACUCAGCAGAGUCAACAGUCUCAACAGACAGCUGCAAUCCUCAGCCCACCUAUUGAGCUAUCCUCCAGCAAGCACCAUGGACCAGUGGUUGGUACAACACCAUCACAAUUGUCUCCCAUGGGCACACCAGUUCACCAAAUAAGUGACUCAAACCGGGACGUCCUCAUUGCUAGUCCAUCUUAUGCUCCAAUUAAUCCUUCCGUUUUCGACACAACAGGUGUGCCAGGAAGUCCUUUUCAUAUGCCGAGCCCAGAAAUUAAAGGGGGCUCAGUUUUUGCACCAUUUGGUUCCACGGGAGCUAAUGAAGAUGUUUUUACAUCCAUACUUAGCAUGAGUGAUGCUGACAGACGUCAUGAUGCAUGGAUUCCAUCAGAUGCCACCAGCCAUGUCUUGAAAAUCUUAGCUACAAGCCCUGGUACAUAUUUACCAGCUACUGAACAGCUUAGUACACCUGGAAUCUUUAACAAUGAGCUUCAAGUGAGUAAAGACUGAAGAGGAUUACAUUUCCUUAAAUUUAAAUAUUAUUUAAACAAUUAAUUUCUGUCGAUUAAUUUGGAUGUUCUCUAAUUGCAAAACAAAUUGUUCAUUAAAUUCAAAUAACCAACUCUUCUCAUGCCAGGGUGAUCCUGUCAAAGAAUUGGUUUUGAGAUACAUGGGAGAACAAGAAGCUGUAAAGCGGUCAGUUUUGACUGUUAACAGUGUGACCCAAGAUGCUGAUGGACUAAAGAAACUAAUUGCAAGUUUUUUUUCCUCAUAUUAGUAUUUGACUAAGCUCUGUCCCUUCUUCAAUGCAACAAAACAUCACUGUAGUUGAACAGGACAUGGCAAUAAAUUAGUUACAACUUAAGGUAAAAUUAAAAUAAUUUUAAAUUUAAUAAGCAUCAAGUGAUUCUUGCCAGUGUUCCAAUGGAUAUGAACAAGAUCAUACCGGUACUAUUUUAUUUUAGAAGUUGGCAUGCUACUUCUUAUGUUUUUCAGUUGUAUUGUUUCUUGAGAAUGGUUUGUUUGUCAUGUUUAAAAAUUUUUUAUAAUUUUUUAGGAAGCUGGAUGUCUGAGGGCUGCCAUAGAUUUAACUGGCAGAUUGUUAGAGCAAGUUGGCCAAGGAUAUGGCAAAUUUGGUUGUGUUACAGUCCACACACCUCAUUCCUUACAGUUGUGGUUUUGUCGGUUGGCAUUAAUGGUCAAACUUAGAAUGUAUGAGCUUGCAGAAGCUGAGAUGAAAGCUUUUCAAAAUUUAGACACGCCAGAUUUGUAUUUCCAGUUUUAUGCAAAUACAUAUCCAGGACGAAGAGGUAAUCAACUGUAAAUUGUUGUCAUUGGAGGGACCGGGUACUGUAUUUAUAGCUCCUUAGUGCUCCUAUUCAGUGGUGGUCAUUAGAUAUCUGUGUCAAAAGGAAAUGAGAAAACUGUUAUUUAACAUUUAUGUAAAGUUUAUUUCUAAACUGUAAAGUUAAAAACAUUUCAAUUUUUUGUUUCUUUUUAUCAUUAGGUUCUAUGGUGUCAUUUUCAAUGCGGCUUCUUCAUGCAGAGCUGCCAUUGCUGUGUGGACGAAGUCAAGAAAGUUUGGAUAGAUUGUAUUACAUGUUGGCUGUUUGCAAUCGAGUAAAUUCUUGCAUUUUAUAAAAAUUUUCCAGAUUACUUAAUUAAUAGAAUAAUUUAGAAAUUAGAUGUAUGAUUCAGACAUUAAGAGCCAAUAUUGCCUGGUUUCUAAUGUCGCAUAAAAGUACUUUGCCUUUUAAAAACAAACUGGAAAUUUAUGAUCGCUAAUUUAUUUAAAUAAACUUAAUUUACUUGACUUUAACAGAUAAAAUCCAAUCUUACAUCUGACCUUAGUGAAGACGGUAGUGCUACUCAUAUGACUUAUGAAGCUAGAAAGGGUGAGUUCAUUUUUAUUUUGGGACAUUUACAGACAUUCUGUAAAUGUACCGUAAGUGAACAUUGAAGUUUUGAAGGUCACAUUAUUUUAGAGCAUUUAUUCUAAUUUAACCAUAUUUUUUUUCAUGCUUUUCUAGUAUCACAAGAAUUAUGGAACAAAAGAGACAUUGACAUCACUUACAAAAUUGCAUCAACAAUGCUGGCAGUGAAGGUGAGUAGAAAUAUAUCUGUGCUAUCUAACUUUAGUGUAAAUUAAUAAUGAUAAUGAAAGCUAACACUUUUCAAAUAAAAAAACAAAACAAAAAAAAAACAACAACAAAUCAUUAAAGAAUGUUACAAGUUAUAGCAAAUAAUUUUUGCAUACUCAACCAUGUAUAUUUUAAUAUUUAACUUUGCAUUGUUAUGUAUUCCUAUUUAAGCAAUUUUAAUCUCUUCAUAGGAUUAUGAGGGUGCCUUGGCAAUCUAUAACACAUUACUUGAAAAGGACAAGAAUGCCCAUCUGGAACUUUUGGCUGGAAUUGGGAGAAUCCAUUUACAAGUUAGUCUCAAGUUGCACAUUUUUUAUUGUGAUCUACAUUAAGCACAAAAAUUAACUAACUAGACUUAUUAUAAAUAUUGGCUGUUAAGUAUUUGGUGUUCCAGUUGACAUUUAAAAUUUUCUACUCAUGUACCAGGUAAUUCAAACAAUGGUCUCAAAGCUACCUCCGUGGCAAAAUAUUAGCACGAUUCCAAGGAUUGUAGCACAACAUAAUUAUCAUUGAUGAAUGGGUUUAGGCCCAAAGGAGCGUCUAUAAAAUGAUUCUAGCAGCAAUAGUUAAGAAAAUCAGAUAUUAAUAUUAAUUUAAAUGACAAUAGUGAUGGAAACAAUGAAUCAAGUGAAAAAGUGGCAGAUAAAAAAAUACCUUCAAAUUCCACUUAUCAUAUUGGUCAGGUCAUGAAAGGUGGCAAAAAAAAAAAGACUCCCUGCCACUUGCACCCAGUUUGCUAAAGUAUGUUUGGUAUUAUUGACACCGUGAAGAGGACACCUUCUGAUCUCUACUCUAGAUCUGAGAAUAAGAGUUCCAGCCAUAGCUGACAAAGAUGAAGAACAGAUACAAGAAAAUAAGCCAAUAUUUUCAUCCGAAUGACAAUAACAAUUCGGUUGCUAAGGAACAGUUAGGAUCCACUUUUUAAAAUUAGACCCCUUUUGGAUCAUUAUUGAGUGUCAAACUUGCAGAGAAUUAGCUGGCUGUAUUUACUUAUUCAUGUGUGAUGAUAGGCACCAAAAAAAAGGAAAGGGUGGCCACUAGGUGCAGAAAAGAUAUAAGAUAGAAAAAGUGGAUAGUCUUUUGGUUCCUAAUCCAAAUAAGAAUAGUCAAUGCCUCCAUAAAAAUGAAGGUGACCAGGAACUCUACCACUCUGCAACAUUAAUGAUACUGCGACAAUCCUUCUCCGAUUCCACCUUGACUUGUGUUCAGGACUGUUAAAUUCUUCAGCUCAUUAGCAGUUGAAAAGGAACACAGAAAUUUUGGUUUCAGUUGUAGCACAAUCAUCCUCUAAACAUGAAAUGAUGAGACUUUUUGGCAGGAAAACUAAAUGCCACAAUAUGACAGCAAAACUGUAAAAAAAACAACAGUGGAAGGGUGUCUGAAGCAGUUUUGGGUGUAUAAUGGGUUAAAUUAACCUGUUUAUAGUUGCCAGUUUUGCUGGGUUCCACCAAAGCUAAGAAAAGGGACAUUGGUGUGCUUGUUGAAGAAAGUUCAUGGCAAAAAAUUGAUAUUUUUUUCCUCUUUCAUUUUAUGGAUUUUUAAAUGUGAAAAUUAUUUUCAUUUUAAUUUUCCAAAGUCUACCAGAAAUUGUGUCCAUUUAUCAGUAAAUACAAAGUUUUAAUUUUAAAAACCUGUUAGUAAUUUAUUUUUUUGCUAAUUUAUUAGUAAAAGGUCAUGAAAAGUUUUAAAAUGCGAAAUAUUAAGCAGGAAUUGUUUUACAGGGCACACUUGUUGUGUUGUAACAACACGGUUUUAUGCUGUGUAGUUGCUCUCCAUGUUGUUUUCGUGCAAAUAAAACAUUGAACUGACCUUGAUGGAUGUCUCUGCUGAUUUAGUUAUCUUUCCUGUGAAAUACCUUAGAAAUACCGGUAUAAUCUUUCCAACAAAAGAACAUCGAUUAAAAAAUAUUUAUGUCCCUUUGCUUGGUCAAGGGGAGUAGAAAAGACUUUUAAGCAUUACGCUUCACUAUCUUUAUUUACAAUUUAAUAUAAUAGUUGGGAUAUUAAUGCAGCUUGGAUGUUUGAGACCACCAAUUGAGCAAAAUAUUAAUUGAAAAGAUCAAUGCAUGUUUAUUAAAUUUAUUUACAUUUUUUAUUCUAGAUGGGGAACAUCGCAGAAGCGACACGCAUUAUGAAAGAUGUAGAAACUGAAUCUUCUAAGACUGACAGUUCUGUGUCUUGUCAUAAUCUGAUCAGCAGGUACGAGUGUCUCUUUGACUGUUUUAGCUUUACCAUUAAUAUUGCUAUUACUAUGUAUUAUAUAAACUUCCUUUACGCUACUGACUAAAGCACAAUUUUAGUGUACUUAUAUUACAUUCUUAAUCUUUGACCUAUAUUUUUUUAAAAAUAAUCUUUUUUAAAUUUUCUUUAUUUACUUCAUGACUUGAAGAUAUUUUUGAGGGAUUUGCUAAUUAUAAAUAUUCCAUCAGAUACACGUGCCUUAUUUGGGGAAAAUAGUCAAAUUUUCUGCUAUUCCUCUGUGAUACAAUAUGUGCCAUGUUGAUCUAGAAUAUUCAGUCAGUGUCAAAUACACAUAACCAUGGGAUACUUCUUUAUCAAGGGUUCAGUAAUUUGGAAUUUCAUGUCUGAAGAAAAUCAAUUGAGGAGCUUUAUUUAAUGAUUCAAAAUUAUUUUCUUCCAGGGGACUUUUAGCCAUGUGUGGUGCAAAUUUCUUUGAUGCUUAUCAACACUUCAAGUCAGCUGUGCAGUUACAGCCUCAUAACACAUGCGUAAGUAUAUGAGUCUAUCACUAUCAGUUUUAUACAUUAGUUUUAUAUAUUCUAAUUAAAAUUAGCUUUUUUAUGUUAACCAUCUUUUAUCACAGAUAAUUAGUUAGGACUUUUUUUUUUUUUUAAAUAUGUAAUUUGUUGUAUUGAAAAAUUAAAAUUUUACUUUAUCAAAUGUUGAAGCACUUUUUCUUAAGUGGUAAAAAUGCAGUUUGUCUUGUUUUUUUUUCUUACUAUCACUAUCAGUUUUAUACAUUAGUUUUAUAUAUUCUAAUUAAAAUUAGCUUUUUUAUGUUAACCAUCUUUUAUCACAGAUAAUUAGUUAGGACUUUUUUUUUUUUUUUAAAUAUGUAAUUUGUUGUACUGAAAACUUAAAAUUUUACUUUAUCAAAUGUGGAAGCACUUUUUCUUCAGUGGUAAAAAUGCAGUUUGGCUUGUCUUUUUUUCUUUCUAUUAAGGCUGUAAAUAAUAUGGCAGUCUGCUCUCUUUAUCUUGGCCGUUUGAAAGAUGCCCUCAACACACUUGAGCAGCUAGUCCACAGUGAUCCAGCGAACACUCUUCACGAGGGAGUUCUUUUUAACUUGUGUACCCUGUAUGAACUAGAAACAUCAAGAGCUUUACACAAGAAACAAGCAAUUCUUGACCUGGUCAGCAAACAUAAAGGAGAUGGAUUUCCUGUUGCUUGCUUGAAAAUGACUUAACACUAAGUCAGGAGGACUAAAUUCAGACAAUCUGUUCAUUUGUUAAUGUGAUGCACUUCUCCAUGUCUGUUUAAUACCUUUGGCUUUUGAUCCCAAUCAUGUUCAUGUUAGGUUCAGUUUGGAGAAAACUGUUUUAUCUGGUUGUCGACCUAAAUAAAACAAAAACGCCUGCAUGCUUUCAGCUGGCAAAUAAAAAUUCCAAAUAUUAAGUGGUAACAACACAUGGCCUUUUGAAAAACGUAUAUCUCCAAGGAAUAGGUUCGGAACAUUUUGGGGAAUUUUUGUUUUCGUUUCUAAAUGUGUGAAAAUAAAUAUUGGUCCAAAAAUCACAUCAUUAUCUCUAGUGAGGUGUUGUGAGAAGUUGCUAUUAAUGAUUCCCUUGUAAAGUAAUGACUUGUAACAUACAAAUAAUGUCUUGUAUUAGAACAUUCAACAAGGAAUGAAUUUUCCCAUUUAACAAGUUUUUCAAUGAAACUGUUCUGAAAUGUUUUGGAUUUAACAUGAAAAUAUUUUUAUUUAACCUCAAGUCACAAAUGUGAUGAAAAUAAAACUAAUUUUGAGUUGGCUUAGAUUUUUGGCCAUCAAUAGCUAAUAAAGACUAUUGAUUUAAAAUGAGUGAGAAAUGUAAUUUUUUUUAAAGAGUAAAUUUCUUUAAAAUACCGAUAUGUCAGUUUAUAUUAUAAGAUGCAAUGAAAAUGAGCUUAAUAACUAGAAGGUAAUCUUGGUUAAAAUUGUCUUAAAUAAAUAAAUAGCUGGUUUAUGUUUGAAUGAAUAAUUGUAAAUAUUUUUAAUAUUUAUCUGUUUUGUGACUAUGAUAUUUUAAUAAAAUAAGCAUUCCAUGUAUACCAAAAAAUCAAAUGGUCCGCUUCUGAUGUCCAUUAACAAAAUUCAUUUGUAAAUGUUAUCCUUUAAAGAAAAUUUAAGUGCAAUAUUUAUUUUUAACAAUUGUAUUUGACAAAAUAAAGGGAAGUCUCCAUUUCUUUUUAUAAACACUUUAUUUGACUAGUUUCAAUAUUUGAAUGAUUUAAGUAAAUUUUUAAAAGGAUAUUAGAACCAAUUACAUGUUCCAGAUCAUUUAUCCUACUUUAUCUUUUGUAAACCAAGUACAAAAUCGUUGAUAAAACAAUUGUGACUGGCUUAAUUUAGAUUCAUCAUCAGUACUUUCAUGUACCGGUAUGCAUAUUUCAAGUACUUCACUGUUGGACUCCUGGAAGAAGGAAUACACAAAGAAAAGUAUGGGUAAUAAUACACAGAUUUUAUAUCUCAUAUUUCAGAAAACUGUAUGUAUUUGAUAGUUCAAAGAUUAUUAAGUUUAUUCUAGGCAAAAACUGAAUUUGAUCACAAUAGAGUACGUUGGGCACUCUUCUGUGAUCAGAUCAAAUCUGUUGGGUCCCCAAGGUUAACUUGAUAUCAUAUUUUUAUUAUUAUAAGUGGUUUUAUAUAGCGUGGUGGUACCACGCUGUACAUACAAUUUGACAAACAUAAUCAUGAACUUAAAAAAUUAACGCACAUUAAUUAAAUAAAACAAAAUAAAUGUAUACCAAAACUAUUUACAUGAUAAGCCAUGGACGACACCCAGCAGCAUCGUUUUUUGGCCAGGGGGGGGAAUCAGUCAGGAUAGUAGAGUUGAUAGUAGUAAGUAGAGUUUAAAAAGAUGUGUUUUGAGUGCAGUUUUGAAGGCUGUGAUGGUCAGUAUAUUGCAGGUGUGUAAUUGAAGAGAAUUCCAUUUUUUAGGGGCACAGAAAGGGAAAGAUCUUCACCGUAUGUUUUUGUGCGAGUCUGCGGAGGAGCGAAGCUGUCGAAGGGGUGAAUAGACAGAAAGAAGGGCAGGAAUUCAAGAAAAAGUUGUGGCAGAGAAGAGAGUUUGUAGUCAAUCCGUGCUGGUACAGGGAGCCAAUGAAGUGAAUAAAGUAGUGGUGUGACAUGAUCUUGUUUUUAUUUGCCUUUAGAACUAGCCUAGCAGCUGAGUUUUGAACAUUUUGUAAUUUUUCUAGUAAGUGUUUUGGUGAACCUGACAGAAGAGAGUUGCAAUAGUCAAGACGAGAGAGAACAAGAGCACAGACUAGGGUUUUUGUUGCAUUAACUGUGAGGUAGUGGCGGAUGGAGCUGAUCUGACGGAUAGCUGUGUAUGCAGAGCGAAAAAUGUGAGAGAUAUGAUUAUCAAUGUAUCAAGAGACAUGUUGUUAGAAUAUUACAAUGAAGACAUUUAAGAGAAAUAUUUUAACGAAAACUUUUGAUUGCGAAUAUAAUUUUGCACAUACUUUUUUCUUAAUUAAGCUGUGUUUCUGGCGAAAAAAAUAUUAAAAAUCAAUA